Prosopis cineraria is the source of this 1614-nucleotide messenger RNA. RefSeq lists its product as uncharacterized. The coding region runs from base 153 to 764 and encodes 203 amino acids. NCBI's taxonomy places the organism in Eukaryota, Viridiplantae, Streptophyta, Magnoliopsida, Fabales, Fabaceae. The transcript is spliced from 3 exons. The record is from RefSeq and is a predicted model, not a curated record.
CGACCUUUUGGCAUUCCCAAAGGCUCACACCUUUCUUCUGGGGACUGUCCCUUCCUUCUCUCAUUGGUCCCCUCGCGCAAUUCCAGUCUUCCACAACAUACACGAGAGAGAGAGAGAGAGAGAGAGAGAGAGAGAGAGAGAGAGAGAGAGAGAUGAAUGUGGGAGUGAGAGACUGGGGAAGCAGCGGGAUCGGCUAUAGGAUGAUGGCAUUCCGAAUCCCGUCUUGUGCGGCUCUGCAUUUCGUCAAACACAAGGAGGUCAUUCUGGAACACUCCGUCAAAUUGACACGAAGACGAAGAGGAUUGAGGAUUGUGGCCUCAAGCGACGUGGCUUCUCCCUCCGUGUGGGACGAUUGGAAGCCAGCCAAAGGCUCUUCAGCCCCUUCCCUCAGCGACAUUGUUUGGCCCUCUGCAGGGGCAUUUGCAGCAAUGGCUUUAUUGGGAAAGAUGGAUCAGAUUUUGGCGCCCAAAGGCCUUUCUAUGACGGUUGCUCCAUUGGGUGCUGUUUCCGCUGUUCUCUUCGCCACACCCUCCACCCCCGCUGCUAGGCUGGGGAAUCUGGAAUCUCACUUUGGAGGGGACAAAAAAUUCUAUUGGAAGGCGCUUCCACUCCAAAAAUACUGCGCUCAAGGCGUGGGAGUAUACAUUUAUACACUUAACACACAGAUUAGAGUCACACGCUUAAUUGACCCACUUAACUGGAACUUGUUAAGUCCUUUCUUUUUCUUUUUCUGGUCAAAUGAUAAAUCUAGGGAAACGUGCUAGUGCUAUUUUGCAGCACGUGCAGAUAUAGAAUAAAAACUAAAAUUGUUAUCAAUUUUCUAUCCUAAUAAAAUCAUUUUAAUCAAAUUAAUUCUAAUAUGUCAAUUUUUAUAUGAUCUAAUAAGAUAAAAUAAAGUAAAAUGUGCGUACCUGAAGAAUUCAUAACCGCUUACUAGAAAUACCUUGAUCACCUCAAGUGUAGAUAAACGCACAACCCACUGAACCUCAUAGUUUUUAGAGAAUACAGAGAUAAUGGAGUAGAAGAAAAUGUAUCGUGUGUUUGAUAGAAAAUAACUGACAGUUACUGGAUUGUAGGUUGAGUCUCUGUCCAAUGGACUCACUUGUGUGGUCUGAUUAUUACGGUCCACACAGGAUCAUAAAAAUCAAUUUGUUUACGCUUAUUAAUUAAUGUUAAUUUAUAAAUACAUAUUCCAACAAUUACUGUAACAUUCUAGCCUCAUAGUCAGAGGCUCAUCCCGUUAAUUAAUAUAUCAUAUAAAAUUGUACUAUUUAUUUGCCACUAAUAAUACCUACUCAUCUCUAGCGUGCAAGAAAAUAUGUCUAUUUAUCACUAUUUUGGUUCCACCUAGUUAUUUUCUUCUGGACAAACGUAACCCAUAAGAACAGUAGUUGCCCAAGAAGACCAUUUCUGAACAACAUCGUAUGUGGACUUGGACUUACUUGUUGACCCCAAAAGGGAAAAGGCCCAGCAAAGGCAAUCGCACUCCUCUGGAACUAAACCUCUAAGGUGUUCGCUUUUCAAAAGUCAAAACCGGUCUUUUUAGCCGGAAUUAAAACGCAAUUUGAUGGGUUUUAUUCGGUCUUUGUUCUUCUCCAUGGUCUCUGAUAUAUU